GUUUUCCUGCGACCCUUGUUGGUGGYGACGUGCAGGGAGCCGGGCUGUGAUUGGCUCUGGGAAGCUGUCAGUCAUCCGCAGGCUGCAGCCGAGGCUCCGGAGAGAGGGAGAGAUGUCAGAGGCUGAGCUGCUGCCUCCCUUCAGUAGCAUCAGUGGGGUCCAGCAGCCAGCAUGGCCACAGCUGCCUCCAGCCCCUACACCCUGCUCACCUCCGGCCCAAUGAUCCACGCGGACAGCCAGGCCAUGCAGCCCGCGAGCCCUUACAGGGGGCACCAGAAACUCCUGCAGAGCGACUACCUGCAGAGCAACGGCCACCCGCUCGGGCACCAGUGGGAGGGCAGCCCCUGGUCCGCCAUGGAGCAGCAGGACGUGAAGCCGGGCCGGGAGGACCUGCAGCUCAUCCAUCACCGCUCCACGCACGUCGCGCACCACUCCCCGCACCACAACAACCACCCGGGGGCCUGGGGCACGCCGGUGUCCCACGGCACGUCCAUCAGCAGCGCGCAGCAGAUCAACCUCUACUCCCAGACGGGCUUCACUGUCAACGGCAUGCUGGAGCACGGCGGUCUCACCCCGCCUCCUCCUCCGCCGCCCAACAGCAACCCGCAGGGCCAGGGCAUGCACCCGGGCCUCAGGGACACGCUCAGCCCCGAGCACGGAGACCUGGGCGGCCACCACUGCCACGACCACUCGGACGAGGAGACGCCCACCUCGGACGAGCUGGAGCACUUCGCCAAGCAGUUCAAGCAGCGGCGGAUCAAGCUGGGCUUCACGCAGGCGGACGUGGGGCUGGCCCUGGGCACGCUCUACGGGAACGUGUUCUCCCAGACCACCAUCUGCAGGUUCGAGGCGCUGCAGCUCAGCUUCAAGAACAUGUGCAAACUCAAGCCGCUGCUGAACAAGUGGCUGGAGGAGGCCGACUCGUCCACCGGCAGCUCCAGCAGCAUCGACAAGAUCGCGGCGCAGGGCAGGAAGAGGAAGAAGAGGACGUCGAUCGAGGUGAGCGUCAAGGGCGUCCUGGAGACGCACUUCCUCAAGUGUCCCAAGCCGUCGGCGCAGGAGAUCACGUCSCUCGCGGACACGCUGCAGCUGGAGAAGGAGGUGGUGCGCGUGUGGUUCUGCAACCGGCGGCAGAAGGAGAAGCGGAUGACGCCGCCCGGGGAGCCGCCGCCGCCGCCGCACGAGGGACCGUAUUCUCACAGCGGGAGCGCGGGCGGAGACGCGUCCUCGUGCCACGAUCUCUGACCCCAGCUCCAUCCCAGGGGGGGUGGGGAGGAUUUCUGCAGACUGUCCCGGUCCAAAACGGACUCCUCCAGUAGGAGCCUCCAGAACAACAACAACAGAACAGCAGGAACCCCGCUCAGCCUUUUUUUAUUUUUAUUUUUUAUUUUUCUAUUCAAACUCUAAGGGCAUUAUUCUGUUCCAGGUCUUCUGUUGGAUCACGUUGCUUUCUUUCAUCACGGAUAUAAAAACAAAAAUGUGCCUCUUGAAUAAACCCGCAGCGCCUUUGGUUCGUUUUUCCAUCA
This is a messenger RNA of Austrofundulus limnaeus, 1526 nucleotides long. Its product is annotated as POU domain, class 3, transcription factor 4. The transcript has a single exon. Lineage: Eukaryota; Metazoa; Chordata; Actinopteri; Cyprinodontiformes; Rivulidae. Gene Ontology annotation, molecular function: DNA-binding transcription factor activity, RNA polymerase II-specific; RNA polymerase II cis-regulatory region sequence-specific DNA binding. Gene Ontology annotation, biological process: regulation of transcription by RNA polymerase II; brain development. The record is from RefSeq and is a predicted model, not a curated record. Gene Ontology annotation, cellular component: nucleus. Bases 172 to 1245 code for a protein of 357 amino acids.